Molecule: messenger RNA, 3957 nt
Organism: Pelmatolapia mariae (spotted tilapia)
Lineage: Eukaryota; Metazoa; Chordata; Actinopteri; Cichliformes; Cichlidae
Product: HMG box transcription factor BBX
Exons: 15
Coding region: 123-2702 (859 amino acids)
Biological process (GO): regulation of transcription by RNA polymerase II
Cellular component (GO): nucleus
Molecular function (GO): DNA-binding transcription factor activity, RNA polymerase II-specific; RNA polymerase II transcription regulatory region sequence-specific DNA binding
Source: RefSeq, a predicted model, not a curated record
UUGCUUUCGUACAGCCAGUGCAGAACUGUUAUGAUGUGUCAAUAAGUUAAAAAGGUGGACGGCGCCAGUGAUGAGAGCCCCCUUCGGUACUUGAGCAGGAUACCGGAGGUCAUCGUCAUUGCAUGACAAAGGCUGUGACAGAUUCAUCUUCAUCACUCAUACAGCAUUUCUAUAAUUUUCUUCAGUGCAGUAGUACAAUGAAGGGUGGAGGAAGGAGCAAGGAGCCACCUGUUGCAGGGGAGGUCACUGGCAAACGCCCCAAGCGCAAAUGCCUACAGUGGCACCCACUUCUCUCCAAAAAGGCUCUUGAUUUCUCUGAGGAGGAGGAGGAAGAAGAUGAAGAGGAGCUGGUAAAGCAGGCAGGGCUGUGCAACCAGACACGGCAUUCACAGUGUGAAGUCACAACAGAGGAAGUGGAGGAGGACACAAAUGAACAGCGGGCACGCCGGCCAAUGAAUGCCUUUCUGCUCUUUUGUAAACGCCACCGCUCCCUGGUGCGGCAAGAACAUCCUCGCUUGGACAAUCGCGGGGCCACCAAAAUCCUGGCUGACUGGUGGGCUGUCCUGGAACCCAAAGAGAAACAGAAAUACACUGACAUGGCCAAGGAGUACAAGGAUGCCUUUAUGAAGGCAAACCCAGGCUACAAGUGGUGUCCCACCACCAGCAAACCAGUUAAGAGCACUUCCUGUCAGCCAGUCAGCAAUCCCCGCAAAAAAGUUUGGUCCUUUCCUUGCAACUCAUCCAAGGACUCCACUGCCAAAAAAGUGCCCAAAACGGAAAGUAUGCCACAGUUGAACUUUGCCAUGGCAGAUCCUACAAAGAUGGGGGGCCUGAGCAUGUUGCUGCUAGCUGGGGAACAUGCCCUCACAAACAGAGAGAUGUUUUCUGGGACAAUACCAAACAGAGUGCCUGACAUUUCUGAAAACAGGGUCCAGUCAGCCCUUUCACCAGUGGCUGAGUCAUCGCUGUCUGCAGCACCUGAAGGAAAGUUAUGCAGACAGUCUGCUCUCUUCCAGCUUGCCGAGAUGUGUUUAGCAUCUGAAGCUGGAAAAAUGGACACAGUUGCAUCUCAGCCAGAGGACAGCUCCUCCACAGACCCUCUCCAACAAACUGCUAUCAAGCCAGAGGUCAAGGAGGAGAGAGCAGACACUGACCUCUCCCCUGCCUCUCCUCACAAAGCAGCGCUUUUACCUUCGCUCUACUCUCUCACGUCUACCUCCACUAAUGCCAUUCUCCCACAAUUCAGCAGCCAAAAUGCACUUGUCAAAAAAAAAGGUAAGAAAAGAGACGUGGCCAAGUCAAAUGAUAAUGAUGAGAGCCGGUGUUCAUCAAAGAAAGUUAUAAAGAAGGCUAACCCUUCAGAAAGCCUGGACAGUGUAUUCAGUACAAUCGAGUCAGUGGCUAAAGGGGCCUGUUUGGACACAGAGGAAAAGUCCAAGAAGAAGGAUGACAAUUGUCUUAGUGGUGGGUUGCCCAAAAAGAAGAGUAAGCCGAAAAUCAAGAGCUUUGUCAAAGAUGAAGAGGAAAUGGAUGACAGCAGUGGGCAGAGUGGACAGCACAGCUCCCCUGAGGUAGAAAUGAAAGAAAAGUUGUCUGAUAUUGGCUCCAGGACAGAAGCUGCAAACGUGGAAAGCACUGAUUUCCAAGGACAGACAAUAGAACCCCAUAAGUCCUCUUGCAAUCAUUCACUUGUUAAUCUUGAAGAGCACGACAAAGGAAAGGAAAGGUCAAGCGAUGCAACUUGUGAGUCUAACACUGAAAAUCGUGGGUCCAGGAAAUCAGAGCGAACCUGUAAAGGCGCCUUAUAUAAAACUCUGGUCUCUGAGGGAAUGCUGACUUCACUGAGAGCCAAUAUUGACCGAGGUAAAAGAGGUAUUUUCCGUACGUCUGAUCAUGAUGCUAACUGGAGUGAUGACAGCUGGACAGUUUCACAGAUAGGACCUAAUUGUCCCAAGAAGCUCAAGAAGUCCAAGUCCAAAGACGAGUCUUCUCAGGGCCUAGGUAAACUGGAGGAGGAGUUUGAGAAGAAGUUUAACAGCCUGCCACAGUAUAGCCCGAUGACCUUUGAUAAAAAGGGCACUGCUGUUGCAAAAAAAAAGAAGUCCGACAGCACCACCAUCCAAAGAGAUGAGUCUAAGACCGGAAAAGGGCCAUCUCAGAAAAAGACUACAUUCCACAAGAUUGUUAGGACGAGAUUGCACAAACACAAAAAGGAGAAACCAGGUGCAGUGGAAAAAGCAGUGGGACAGACUGAUUCCACACUGGAUAUAGGUUCGGAAGUCAAAUUAUGUGCUCCCGUUCCCAUAAUGUGCCCAGAUGUCCAGGGCACUGCUAGCAUGGAGAUACUAGUUGGUAGCCAGAAACGAAAGGCAAGGAAGACCAAGAUCACACACUUGGUGCGCACAGCACAUGGCAGUGUGUCUCCAAGUGAGGAAGACAAAAUGAGGGACCUGAACCAGGACCAGGAUAAGAAGCCAUUACCACAACAGAAUUUAUGCAAUGAAAUGGGGUGCUAUAGUCACAGAGGAGAGGAGGCAGAAAGAAGCACCAUAUCACAAGAGCUGCCUGCCUUGUUCAGCUUGGCUGCCCUCGCUGAGGUUGCAGCCAUGGAAAAUAUUCACAGAGGUCAGCGAGGCUUGGCUGAGAGUCAGAAUAACGAACUUUCCCAGACUCCAGUUCUCAUCUCCUGCGCUGAUCAGUGAAACUCUUCUGCUGUUCUGAGAAGCCACAACACAAAGGUUUGCAUUGGAUCUCAACUUUCCUCUGUGGUAGCCCCACACUGAAAGAAGACUUGAUCGAGAAGCUUUGGACAUAUUCCACCUUCCGCUUUGUGGUAAAUUUCCUCGAAGGAGAAGGAGACCUUCUCCUCCUCCUCCUCCUCUUCCUCCACCUCCUCGUUAUCUCAGUGUUUCCCCUUAAACCUUCCUUUGGUUUGGGGGAAAGAUGCCUUUCUUAAGUCCAUACAUCCCCACCCCCACUCCCAGAUAUGCUAUUAGGGCCUUUGAAAGUAUCAAGCUAUCAACCAGUGCAUGGCUUCUCUUAUAGAGAUGGAUGUCAUGGGUUUAUUGUACAUGUUUAUCAAACAGAGGCCAUUUUAAAGUUAAGGCAUUUUAGAUGGAAAGAAAAAAGAAACUGCAUUUGUUUUAGAGACAAAUCAGCUUUCUCUCAUCUUUUAUACCUCACACAUACACCUGCUGAAGAGUUCCCUCCACCUCUGUUACAAUACCUCUGCAUUUAAAUAGCUCUUAAUCCCUUUUAGCUUCAACCCAAAAUGGCUUAAACCAGGGUAACCAACCACGAUUGGUAGACCAUCACUAACUUAGUCUUACGGUGUGCUCAAACACUGAAGAAAUCUUGGUUGAGGUUUGGAUAUGUGUUAAAAUUGUGCUGCUUUACUACAAAGGUAUGUGGUAACCGCAAAUAAAUGUGUUAUAGCCUGAAUCUGAAAAGUAGACCUGUGCAUCACUUGCAUGUAAACAAGGAGCCCUGUCUAAUUUCUAGCAGUAGAAUCACAGUGUGGCUGUGAGGCUUGUGGGGAAAAAAAACAUUUUUGUGAUGGGGAGAUUGAGGAAAAGUGCUUAAACUAUAGUCUUAACCCUCCCACCUACACCCUCUUUGCCACCAGAAAGCCCUCAAGCAGCUUCUUGCUCAGUGCAAACAUUUCUGAAAAGUGAAUGCAGUUUUUGUCAAUACUUGAUCUUAUUGCAGUUUGCGUAGCAGUUAGAAAGGUUAAUUUAUGUGCAAGUCUUACUUCAUGAAAGAGGUGUUUUGCUUGUUUAUACCAUAAAAAUAGACUAAUCAUAAGUUUAAGUUUAAAUUGCUCAUGUAACGGGGUAAUAAAAUGCAUCAUCUCCACCAGAGGCAGUGUCCUUACUUGAGUCAGUAGUAUCUUUAACACCCUCAGGACCUGGCUAAAACCAGCCACCACCAUUUCAACAUAGAUGAGAGGAGUCUCAG